This is a messenger RNA of Lactuca saligna, 6544 nucleotides long. The record is from the annotation of a GenBank genome assembly. Lineage: Eukaryota; Viridiplantae; Streptophyta; Magnoliopsida; Asterales; Asteraceae.
UUUCCAAAAAUGGUCGGCGAUAACCGAAGAAGAAGAGUAGAUCGCAAAGACAUAAUGAUUUCCAAGAAACAGAAGCUUAUUCUCUCAGCCGAAGAAAAGCUUGAGACCAAGCUCGGUUUUGAUCUAUUCACUGAAGGAGAAAAACGCCUCGGCUGGCUACUCACAUUUGCUUCCUCAUCGUGGGAGGACCAAUACACUCACAAAGUGUAUAGCUGUGUCGAUCUUUAUUUCGUUUGUCAGGAUGGUUCGACUUUUAAAGCCAAAUACAAGUUCAGACCUUAUUUUUAUGCUGCUACGAAGGAUAAGAUGGAAACGGAUGUUGAUGCAUAUUUAAGAAGAAGAUAUGAAGGGAAAAUUGCUGAUAUCCAAAUAGUGGAGAAAGAGGAUCUUGAUCUUAAAAACCAUCUUUCUGGAUUGAGGAAAACUUACUUAAAGAUAUCAUUUGACAAUGUACAACAAUUGAUGGAAGUAAAGCGUGACCUGAUGCAUGUGGUUGAAAGAAAUCAAGAAAAGUUUAAUGCUUCAGAGGCAUAUGAGUCCAUAAUAGCAGGCAAACAAAAAGAGCAAAUCCAAGAUUUUGUAUAUUGUAUUUCCGAUCUACGGGAGUAUGAUGUUCCUUACCAUGUCCGUUUUGCCAUUGAUAAAGAUGUAAGAUGCGGAUUGUGGUAUGAUGUUAGUGUGUCGAAUGAUGGAGUUAAGUUAGAAAGGAGGCAUGAUCUUCUGCAACGUGCUGAAGUUCAUGUUUGUGCAUUUGACAUAGAGACCACAAAGCUUCCAUUAAAGUUUCCAGAUGCUGAGUAUGAUUCAGUUAUGAUGAUCUCAUACAUGGUUGAUGGGCGAGGAUAUCUUAUUAUUAACAGAGAGUGUGUUGGUGAAGAUGUAAAGGAUUUGGAAUAUACUCCAAAAGCUGAAUUUGAAGGAUACUUCAAAGUGACAAACGUAAAGAAUGAGGAAGAACUUAUCAAAUUAUGGUUUGCUCAUAUGAAAGAAGUGAAACCUGGUAUUUAUGUCACAUACAAUGGUGACAUGUUUGAUUGGCCAUUCAUGGAAAGAAGGGCAGCUCAUCAUGGCUUGAUAAUGAAGGAUGAGUUAGGGAUUCAAUGUGACACAUUGCAAGGUGAAUGUCGUGCUAAAUUUGCAUGUCAUCUGGAUUGUUUUGCAUGGGUCAAACGUGAUAGUUAUCUACCUCAAGGAAGCCAUGGUUUGAAGGCUGUCACUAAAGCCAAAUUGGGCUAUGAUCCAUUGGAGGUAAAUCCUGAAGAUAUGGUUCGUUUUGCAAUGGAAAAACCACAGAUGAUGGCUUCAUAUUCAGUAUCUGAUGCUGUGUCAACAUACUACUUGUAUAUGACUUAUGUUCAUCCCUUCAUUUUCUCCCUUGCAACUAUAAUACCAAUGCCUCCUGAUGAAGUAUUGCGUAAAGGAAGUGGGACCCUCUGUGAAAUGCUUCUCAUGGUCGAGGCAUAUGUGGCAAAUGUUGUAUGUCCAAACAAGCACCAAUCUGAAACAGAAAAGUUUCAUAAUGGGCGCCUUUUGGAGAGCGAGACAUACAUUGGUGGCCAUGUGGAGUGUUUGGAAACUGGUGUUUUUAGAUCCGACCUUCCAACUUCUUUCAAACUUGAUUCAUCUGCUUUCACUCAACUUAUCGAAAACCUUGAUCGGGAUCUUCAAUAUGCUAUUAAAGUGGAGGGUAAAAUGGACAUUGAAACAGUCUCAAAUUACGAUGAAGUAAAGGAUGCUAUUACAGAAAAGCUUGCAUCAUUACGAGAUGAACCUACACGUGAAGAAUGUCCUCUUAUUUAUCAUCUUGAUGUUGCUGCUAUGUAUCCCAACAUUAUAUUAACAAACAGACUUCAGCCACCAUCAAUAGUUACAGAUGAGGUGUGCACUGCAUGUGAUUUCAAUCGCCCUGGGAAAACUUGUCUUAGGAAACUUGAAUGGAAGUGGCGUGGGGAGACAUACACAGCAAAGAGAAGUGAUUACUAUCACUUGAAGAGGCAAAUUGAAUCUGAGGUUGUUGCUGUUGAUGGCCUUAAAUCAACGUCGUUCCUUGAGCUACCUAAAGUGGAUCAACAACUGAAGCUGAAAGAUCGUUUAAAGAAGCAUAUAAACGAGUGCUUGAUAAGCCAGUUACUGAAAAAAGAAAAGCAGGGAUUUGCAUGCGUGAAAAUGCAUUUUAUGUUGAUACUUUUUCGUGAUAGAAGAUAUGAAUACAAAGGACUUAAUAAAGAAUGGAAAGGGAAGUUGUCAGAAGCAAAAGCUAAUGGAAAUCCUAUUAAGAUUCAGGAAGCACAAGAUAUGGUGGUUCUUUAUGAUUCACUACAGCUGGCUCAUAAAUGUAUUCUGAAUUCCUUCUAUGGAUAUGUCAUGCGCAAAGGUGCAAGAUGGUAUUCAAUGGAAAUGGCUGGAGUUGUUACAUACACUGGUGCAAAAAUAAUAAAAAAAGCCAAUAAACUUGUUGAAAAAAUUGGAAAACCACUAGAAUUAGACACAGAUGGUAUAUGGUGUGCUUUGCCAGGGUCAUUUCCGGAAAACUUUACCUUCAAAUUUAGAGACUCAAAGAAGAAGUUUACAAUCUCAUAUCCAUGUAUUAUGCUCAAUGUUGACGUGGCAAGAAACAACACAAAUGACCAAUACCAGACUCUCAAAGAUCCUAUCAACAGAACAUACACAACACACAGUGAAUGUUCAAUUGAAUUUGAAGUGGAUGGACCAUAUAAGGCAAUGAUUCUUCCUGCUUCUAAAGAAGAGGAUAAAUCAAUAAAAAAAAGGUAUGCUGUUUUUAAUGACGAUGGUACCCUUGCUGAGCUUAAAGGUUUUGAGAUAAAGAGAAGGGGUGAACUAAAGCUCAUUAAAGUUUUCCAAGCUGAGCUAUUUGACAAAUUUCUUCAUGGGUCAACUUUAGAGGAAUGUUAUUCAGCAGUUGCUUCUGUUGCAAAUCGUUGGCUUGAUCUUCUUGAUAAUCAAGGGAAUGAUAUUGCAGAUAGUGAAUUGCUUGAUUACAUAUCAGAAUCGAGCACAAUGAGCAAGUCUUUAGCAGACUAUGGAGUGCAGAAAUCAUGUGCUGUAACCACAGCAAAACGUUUGGCUGAUUUUCUUGGUGAUACCAUGGUUAAAGACAAAGGGCUUCUUUGUCAAUAUGUUGUUGCAUGUGAACCAAGGGGGAAAGACGUGAGUGAACGAGCAGUUCCUGUUGCAAUAUUUGAAGCUGAUCCAGAAAUUAUGAAGUUGUAUGUGAAAAAAUGGUGCAAGAUCUCAUCAGAUAUUGGCAUUCGAUCCAUUAUUGACUGGGAAUAUUACAAAAAACGUCUCAGAUUUGCUAUUCAAAAAAUCAUUACAAUUCCUGCAGCAUUGCAGAAGGUUUCAAAUCCAGUUCCAAGAGUAGCUCAUCCUGCAUGGUUGCACAAGAAGAUUUCUGAGAGAGAUGACAAAAUGAGGCAAACAAAAUUACCUUUUAAAAAAGUAAAUGCUGCAAAUGGAAAAAAUCAUGUACACGAACAUAAAGUUGUGGAUGUGGAAGAUUUCGGAAGCAAUAGAAAAUCUUCCAAUUAUACCCCUAGAUCUAUUGUUUGUUCUUAUGAAACUAAUGGUAACACAAGUUCUUCCAAGGAAAAAGUUGACCAUGGUCAAAGCGUGAAUCCAGAUAUGGAGGAUAAUAUAAACAGACAUCUGGAUUAUCCAGGAUGGCUUGAUCAAAGAAAAAGAAAGUGGAAACAAGUUCGUGAAAAAAGAAAGAAACAGAAGUUAGACAAUUUGGACAAAAAUACCCAAAGGAAUGGAGUUGCUGAGAUCCGUAGUGGCGUGUCAGAUAAAAGACAAGCUCAGGGUAGAACAGGGGUAAAUUCGUACUUUGAAAGACACGAACUAGCCCUUACACGUAGCCACUGGCAGAUAAUUCAACUUGUUCCAAGUUCUGAACUUGGGCAGUUUUUUGGUUGGGUUGUUGUGGAUGGAAUGAUGCAUAAGAUUGGUAUAAAAGUUCCAAGAGUAUUUUACCUUAAUUCUAAAGCUCCUGUAACUGAAGACUUUCCUGGAAGACGUGUCAACAAGAUUCUCCCUCAUGGACACCAUUCUCAUAACCUUAUUGAGAUCAUUGUUGAUGAAGAUCAGUUUAGGGCAGAAAGCAGGAAACUUGCUGCUCACCUAGCAGAUCCUGAAGUGGAGGGAAUAUACGAAACAAAAAUGGGUCUGGAUUUCAGUUUAAUUCUCCAAAUUGGAUGUGUUUGCAAAGUGGAUAAAUCAGCUAAAAAACGAAAUGUGAAAGAGGGUUGGAAUCUGAGUGAAUUGCAUAUGAAAAGCACUACAGAAUGCUCAUACUUGGAAUCAUCUAUUCCUUUCUUCUAUUUAUAUCAUAGCAUAUCUGAAGUAAAGGGAAUUUAUCUUGUAUAUUUUCCUUCAUCCUCAACCAUCCAUGUGGUAUUGGUGAACCCUUUCCAGAAUAAAGAUUUAUCACCAUAUAUUUUAGAAAAACAGUUUCGUGAAGCUUGCCAAGCUUUAUCACUUAAAUCUUCCAUGUCUAGAGAUGCUUCCAGCUUUAAGGUGGAAUAUGUUGGAAGCCCCAAAGCCGCUGAAAAGUUGUUACAGAAAACAAUAAGUGAGUUCAGAGAUGAGGUUCAUGGACCUGCAAUUGGUGUGAUUGAAUGCCCAGAUGUUAAGUUAAUGAAGUUGAGUAUAAGAGCUUUGGAUGAUUUUCCAUGUGUUUCCAUUCCUUGUAAUGCUCGCGAUUCUCACUAUCCCACUCUUUCCUGGCAAUCUUUUGCUGCAAAAAUUGGGAUGCAACGUUGUGCUGCAUCACCUCGCUGGUUGAAUGAAAGAAUCUCUCUUUCCAGAUAUUCCCAUAUUCCAUUAGGCAACUUUGAACUGGAUUGGCUUAUACACACAGCAGAUAUCUUCUUUGCAAGAGCUUUACGUGAUCACCAACAGAUACUUUGGGUGUCGGAUAAUGGAAUUCCACAUCUUGGAGGGGAUUAUGAAGAAGAAACUUGUUUCACUGAUGAGGUUGUUCAACCUGUUCUGACUUACCCUGGUGCUUAUAGGAAAGUCACAGUUGAGCUAAAGAUUCAUCAUCUGGCUGUGAAUGCUCUGUUAAAAAGCAACCAAAUAAAUGAAAUGGAGGGAGGUACCUUAUUUGGGUUUGACCAUGAUUUGACCUCUGGAUCACAUCUUCCCAAUGAACAUUUAGGGUUAGAUGAGGCCACUUCAUGUUCAUCUGCAUUUCGUGUCCUCAAACAAUUGAUUCAAAGAUGCCUUGCUGAUGCGAUUUCAUCAGGAAAUAUAUUUGCUGAUGCAAUGUUGCAACAUUUAUACAGAUGGCUCUGCAGUCCAAGGUCAAAACUCCAUGAUCCAGCUAUUCAUCGAAUGCUUCACAAGGUGAUGCAAAAGGUGUUUGCACUACUGCUAUAUGAAUUUAGAAAAUUGGGCGCCAAUAUUAUUUUUGCUAAUUUCUCAAAAGUCAUACUUGACACUGGAAAGUCAGACUUAUCUGCAGCCCAAGCUUACUGUGAUAGUUUACUCAAAGCUCUACAAACAAGAGACUUAUUUGAGUGGAUUGAGCUUGAACCUAUGCAGUUUUGGCACUCAUUUCUCUUCAUGGAUCAAUAUAACUAUGGUGGAAUUCAGGCUAAAUUAGAUGCGAAAAAUAGUGAUCCUCAAGUGGAGUUAGUCUCCAGCUGGAAUAUAGCAGAAAACCUCCCCAAGGAGACUCAGGAUCAUUUCAUUUUAAUAGUCACUGAGUUCAUGCACCUCCCAUGGAAGUUUACACAAGAUGAAGCUAUGAAAAGAGCAACUUCAAGAAAUGAUGAUGACUCAUGCACUCCAUCCAUCACAGCUGCAGCUGCUGAAUCAUUUGAGUCAUGUGUCACUGAGCAUCUUAGGGACCAGAUUAGAUCUUACUUCACGGAUAAACUAUUGAAAAUAGUUCGUGAUCUUGUUCUUCACACGAAAGGGAAAGGCAAAUCUAAGGAAGAUGAAGACAAUGUUUAUAAAGGAGAUCCUGCACUUGAGUUUAUUAAGCAUGUCUGUGCUGUUCUUGUUCUUGACCAAAAUGUGCAGCAUGAUAUUCUGAUCAUGAGGAAGAACCUGUUGAAGUAUGUACGUGUAAGGGAGUUUGCUCCAGAGGCACAGUUUCAAGACUGUUCCUUUUCCUUCACUUUACCAAAUGUCAUUUGCAGCUACUGCAACGACUGUAGAGACCUAGACUUAUGUCGUGACAGAGGCUUGCUAACUCAAGAAUGGAGAUGUGGGGUCCCACAGUGUGGUCAACCCUACAACCGUGAAGUCAUGGAAAAUGCUCUUCUUCAGAUAGUUCGCCAGAGAGAAAGACUUUAUCAUCUUCAAGAUUUGGUCUGUUUAAAAUGCAAGCAAAUCAAAGCUGCACACCUGGCAGAAUAUUGUGGGUGUGCGGGCUCCUUUUGUCUCAAAGAGGAAGUCACUGUUUUCAUGAAGAAGAUGGAAGUCUUCCUGAACAUUGGCAUACACCAAAAGUUUGAGUUGCUUGUCGAAUGUGUGUCAUGGAUUUUGGAGCUAAAACAGGUUUAGUUUAGGAGAU